CGCCCGCCGCCCCCGCGCCCGCUGGCACCGCCCGAGACCCACCCGCUGCCUGGCGGUAGGAGCAGCAGCCCGAGCCGGCGGGGGAGAGUGUCGGGCGCGGCCUCCCCGGCUCAGCACCGCGGACAGCGCCGGCUCCUUCUCGCCGCCGCGCGGGGAUCAUGGCCACCGAGGUCCAUAAUCUGCAGGAGCUUCGGCGCAGUGCUUCCCUGGCCACCAAGGUCUUCAUCCAGAGAGACUACAGCGAUGGGACCAUAUGCCAGUUCCAGACCAAAUUCCCUCCCGAGCUCGAUAGCCGGAUUGAGCGGCAACUCUUUGAAGAGACAGUGAAGACCCUCAACAGCUUCUAUUCGGAGGCAGAAAAGAUUGGGGGCAGCUCCUACCUGGAAGGCUGCCUGGCCUGCGCCACUGCCUACUUCAUCUUCCUCUGCAUGGAGACCCACUACGAGAAGGUGCUCAAGAAGAUCUCCCGCUACAUCCAGGAGCAGAACGAGAAGAUCUUUGCCCCGAGGGGCCUCCUGCUCACAGACCCCGUGGAGCGUGGCAUGCGGGUUAUCGAGAUCUCCAUCUACGAGGACCGGUGCAGCAGCGGUAGCUCCAGCAGCGGCAGCAGCAGCGGCAGCGGCCUCAGCAGCGGCGGGGGCGGCGGGGCCGGGGCCCGGUGACUGGCCGAGAGCCCCUGCGGGGAGGCGUACGGCCGGGCCGACGGCCUGGCAGACCUGCGGAGGCUGCGCUACCAGAGCACCCGCUUCUGAGACACGCCCUGUGCCACCCCCCCGCCUCCCCAGGGCCGCCCCGGGAGAGAGGGGCAGAGGGACGGCCCCGGUGCUCCGCAGUUAUCCAGCUGCGCCCUCGGCUCCUCGCCCCUGGCGCCAGGGCCGCUGCCUGCCCGGCUGAGUCCGGGCUUCGGGGUCCAGGACGGGGAGAGCCCAGUUGGAACAACGCAAUUCCCAGUACCUGGGAAAUAAGAUUUCAUGCCCUGCACGAUGCCGCCUCUG
Molecule: messenger RNA, 995 nt
Organism: Suncus etruscus (white-toothed pygmy shrew)
Lineage: Eukaryota; Metazoa; Chordata; Mammalia; Eulipotyphla; Soricidae
Gene: GOLGA7B
Product: golgin A7 family member B
Exons: 5
Coding region: 159-662 (167 amino acids)
Biological process (GO): peptidyl-L-cysteine S-palmitoylation; protein targeting to membrane
Cellular component (GO): palmitoyltransferase complex
Source: RefSeq, a predicted model, not a curated record